UGUCGACAAGUAAAAAUCGGUUUUUCUUAGCUCGAUAGUGUGCGGUCCAUGUCGCUGAUUAAAUAAAAAUUAAGGAAAAUUAAUAAUUUGCGCUGGGUUCCAAAGCUAUAAAAUACGGUUUUCAAUUACUUACAAAUAUCGUGGAUAUAUAAGAAAUUAUCUAACAAAGAAAUAAAUCGUGUCGCUCCAGGGAAAAUUUCCAUUAAAAAUGUUUUACAUUUAGGAAAAAAGUGCCAAUCACCUGUAAAGAGCAAAAGAAACAAAAAAUAAAUGUUGUGUGUUGGUUGAACAACUGAGUGAGUGUAUUUAAUGUUGAAAUUGUGUGUUUUUCUUCAGCGACAUUAAUACAAGUGUGGUGACAACAACCAGCCAGCAGCCACCAACCAGUGAAAAGCCAGCCAGCCUGGCAGGCAUACAUGUAUAAAUAAUAAUUAAUACGAAGAAUAAAAAGCAGAAGACAACAAGAAAAAUAAAUAAAAGAAAUUAAAAAAAAUGUGCAAAAAAAUAUAAAAUAAAUUGUAAAACAAAGUGGUAAAAAAUUAAAUUACAAAAACAAAACGUAUAUGAAAAAUUAAAACGCCGCUAAACAUCAACGUUUAUUCAAAGAUACAAUAACAUUUAACUAAAAUAAAAAAUUGUUUUUUUAAUAAGAAAAUUUAAAAAGUUUCUAAUAUAGAUAUUUUUAUAAAGUGAUUAAAGGGCAAACAUUUGUUUGGCAAAAUACACACCCUUUUUUUAAAACGUCGCUGGUGUGUGCGUUAAAAAUUGUAUGCAAAGUGUCAAUAACACCAAAAAGUAACAAGAACAACAGCAUUCUACUGUUUCUUAUUGUUGUUGCCAAUUCUUUAAACCGACAACAAUAGCAACAACAUAUUUGUCCAACAUUUAUAGGUUGGCGUUUUUUAGUGGUUGGUUAUUACCUUUUUUCUUUUUGCAAUUACAUGUGUGUUUGUUAAAAGAAGAGAAAUAUCAAAAAUAAAAGAAGAAAAAUAAACAAAAUAAAACAAGAAAAAAGUUGUAAAAGUUUGUUUGUUGGGUGUUUUUUAACUGCCCACUGAUUAGUGUUUCUGUGUGUUUUUUUCUCAUUCGUGUUUUGUCAUUCAUUAAGUAAUAAAACAACAACUACAGCAAUAAUAAAAAAGAUUAAGAAAACAAAACAACAUACCUACUCACUUACACAAAAACAGUGCAAUUGUUUUAUGUCGUUGUUUUAGUUCAUGUUUUGUCAAAAAAUAAAUCUUAUGAGAAAAACUUUUUGGUCUGUCUAUUGGAUAAAUUUUUUUAAAUAAACGUGUAUACAGUGUGAUUUUUAAGUGCAGAAAACAAAAACCUAAUAAAUAGGUACAAUCGCGUGGGAAAUAUAUGUAAUAAAAUUACAAAACAAAGCAUACGAAAAAGGUUUCUUGUUAAACAGUUACCGGCUUCUUAAAAAUACAAGUAUUAUUGGCUGCAGCUCACUGAUUGACUGUCUGUCUGUCGACUGCAAAUUUUGUAGUGGUUGCUAUUUAAAACAAGUUUUAAUACGAAACAACAGUGAAAAAUAAAUAUUUGCCAAGAAUUCUACAAAGUGUGACUAAAAUAAAUACAAAUUUUGUUUUUGAAGAGCAUAAAAUACAAAAUUAAUUUGUAUAAAAAACGAAUGACUCAACAUUGUGCAGAAACUUUGAAUACAUUAACCAGUUAAUUAACAUCAUCAAAAAGGAUUAACAAAAGGGUAAACUAUUAAAUAUCAUCAUCAACAGUAAAUAUUAGAAAUAUUACAAUACUCCUCACAACUACCACAUCGGGUUUUUUAUCAACACUGACAAAGAUUUUUAAAUUUUUGAAUAAACAAAUUUUAAACUAACGAUAUUAAACAUUUUUCUGAGAUCUAACACCCAUCCUACUUAUUCAGAACGUGUUCGAACACAGCUACAGCAAUUAUUCAAACAAUACUUUUUUCUCUCGCCCAUAUUGUGAGUUGGGGGUUGCUGUGAAACGUGUAUUAGGAAAAUUUAAGGAGUUUAAGUAAAAUAUAGAACUGUCACGAUUGUUUUUUUUUACAAUUUACUGCUUCUUUGGAUGUAAAGUUCGUACAAAGAGAAAUCAAAAGAAAAGGAAAUAGCAGCUGCAAAUGACAAGAAACAAUAAAGUUUUGCAUAAACAACAACGAGUUUAAGAAGAAAAAAAAAAUUAAAAAUUGUAAAUUUUGUUGAAAAUUAAAAAACAAAAAAAAUAUAAGGAAUUUUAAAGAAAGUGGUUGAACCUAAGGAAAAUGCACAAAAAUACUAAGAACCACAACAUAUCUGAUAACAGCCAAAAAUUUUGCACAAUUUUAGAGAAAAAGUAUUUGUUAUAAUUUAAAUCAGCAUAACAACAACGGAAGCUAGUGCAGCAACACUAAGGAAACGGAAGCUAAAAAAAAAACAUAAAUAAAACAUUAAAUAUCAAAUAUCAUCAAAUUUUAAGGUGUAGGAAGAAUAAGAAAAUCAUAAGACCAGUAGAUACAGCAGAUUUUGCAAAAUUUGAAAUAUCACUUGAAAGGAAAUUGAAAACAAUGCCAACAAAAUCAAUUGUCAAUUUGAAAAGAAAAACUUAUGGCAAGAAAUAGCUUAAAUUAAGAAGCGCACAAACUUGUGGUAAUGUUGUUGUGCGGCAAACGAAAGUAAAAUAAAUAAGGAAACGGAAACAAGCUACCACAAAAAGAAAAUUGUACUUGUCAACAACAUUUAUAACCACCAAAAGCUGCACAAACACUUAAACUCGCUGUCAGCAGCAACAAAAACUGCUGAAAAGAUUUCUACCAAGAAACCAAGAAAACUAACCACAAAACUCAUGCAUUUAAACAUUAAAUUAACGUUUUUAACAAAAAAACAACAAAAGUGGAAAACUUAAAGCUACAAAUAAAACUAAAUAAAAAAAAUAUACAAAAAGACAAACAAAAAUCAAAAAAAGAAAGAAGAAAUUUAAGAGAAAAAAAGGAAGCAGCCAAGUAAUUGUAAUCGUUGUGUAACUACAGUUACACUUAGUAGUAGUCAUAGUGUAAGAGAGAGAAAGAAACACCCAGAGAGCAGGAGAUUAAUUGGAAAUUGUACUUAUCAGUAAGCGAAAUUUAUAAAAAAAACAUCUGUCUGAAUUGCACAACUGAAAAUCAACUCCCCUCUUCACAUCAUUGACGUCAAUAACCAUAAAAUAAAAAUAAAACAACUACAGUUUUCAUUUGAGGAGUCAAGUCCUUGAGUUUAUUGUUAAAACAUCUCAUCCCUCUCUGCAGCAACAAUAACAACAAAAAAAAUAUUCAACAACUGUUUAUUAUUAUCUGUUGUUUUGUUAAAAAACAACAACAACAACAAUAAUAACAACAACAACCAUUGAGGUGUGUGUUUUACAAGUUUGAGAGCGGCCUAGGAUUUAAUAAAAAACCGCCAACCUGGAACUAAUGGAAUUAGAGAAUAUUGUGGCCAAUACGGUCUACUUAAAAGCUAGAGAAGGUGGUUCCGAUAGCAAUAAAGGAAAGAGUAAAAAAUGGCGAAAAAUCCUACAAUUUCCCCACAUAUCACAGUGUAUACACCUGAAAGACAAAUUAGAUAUAAGCUACGGCUAUGUCAUAGACCAACAGCCAAUUGGACGCGAACUAUUCCGACAGUUUUGUGAAAGUAGAAGACCGCUAUACUUUCGUUAUAUAUCAUUUUUAGAUCAAGUCCAAAAUUUGAACAAAUUUCCCUUGCACCCUUUUUUUAGAUAUGAAGUAGAAUAUGAUGAGCAUCGUCUGACAAUAGCACACGAUAUUGGCAGUCGAUUUUUAGACAUUGAUGUGCCCUCAUCGUUGGACACUUUAAACAAUGGUAAUACAGUAGAGGGUGCUGUCAACGAUGUGGGUGCAGCGAACGAUGAUACUAUUAAUGACGAGAGCGUUGAACGGCAGCAGGAAUAUCAAACAACCUCCUCAAUAGAAAUGGAAAAUAUCAAUACAACGCCAACUACCGCAACAACAAAUCCUGUAGAGACUGAAUUAUAUAACUAUACCACCGCCAAUAAUACCAGUAGUAGUUGUAGCAACAAUCAUAAACAUUUUCAGCAUCACAAUGGUGAUGAACAUGGUGGAUCUUCCGGUGUUACUUACGAUGGUGAUGGAGGAGGUGGCGGUGGUGGGGGCAGUAAUGAUGAAGGCGGUGGUGGUGGUGGCAGUGGUAGUGAGACAACAACCAUGGUGGCCAAAUUGAAUGGCAAUUCCAGUAAACCAGCUUUAUCUGCCUCCGAUGAAUUUGUUUUAGACAUUUUAAAUGAUGAUCUCAUUUCACGGGUACGCAGUAAAAUUAACAGUGGCAGUAAGGAGCUAUUUGAGCCAUGUGUUAAGGCGGUUAAAGCAUUUCUAGCGGGUGAACCAUUCCAAGAAUUUGAAACUUCAAUGUAUUUUCAUCGUUACUUACAAUGGAAAUGGCUGGAAGCACAACCCAUAACGUAUAAAACAUUUCGUAUGUAUCGUGUUUUGGGUAAAGGUGGUUUCGGCGAAGUAUGUGCAUGUCAGGUACGUGCCACAGGUAAAAUGUAUGCUUGCAAAAAAUUGGAAAAGAAACGCAUUAAAAAACGUAAAGGCGAAUCGAUGGUAUUAACGGAGAAGCAAAUUUUGCAGAAAAUAAAUUCUCGUUUUGUGGUCAAUCUUGCGUAUGCCUAUGAGACAAAGGAUGCUCUAUGUUUGGUACUGACCAUUAUGAAUGGUGGUGACUUAAAGUUUCACAUUUACAAUAUGGGAGGUGAUCCGGGUUUUGAAAUGGUACGAGCACGAUUUUAUGCCGCCGAAGUUGUUUGUGGACUGGAGCAUUUACAUCAACAGGGUAUAGUUUAUAGAGACUGUAAACCCGAAAAUAUAUUGCUCGAUGAUCAUGGACACGUCAGAAUAUCCGAUUUGGGUUUAGCCGUUGAAAUUGAUGGUGAAAUGGUGAGAGGACGUGUAGGAACAGUGGGUUAUAUGGCUCCAGAGGUUAUAGAUAAUGAAAAAUACUCAUUUUCUCCCGAUUGGUUUAGUUUUGGUUGUCUGCUGUACGAAAUGAUUGAGGGUCAGGCACCGUUUAGAGCACGUAAAGAAAAAGUCAAACGAGAAGAGGUUGAUAGAAGAGUCAAGGAGGAUCCCGAAAAAUAUUCUAGUAAAUUUAAUGAUGAAGCCAGAUCCUUAUGCCAACAGUUGCUAGCCAAAUCAAUAAAAUUACGUUUAGGCUGUCGUAAUGGUCGUUUUGGUGCUAGAGAAGUUAAAUUACACCCCUUCUUUAAUUGUAUCAAUUGGAAGCGUUUAGAGGCUGGUAUGGUUGAACCACCAUUUGUACCAGAUCCCCAUGCAGUUUAUGCCAAAGAUGUCUUGGAUAUCGAACAAUUUUCAACAGUUAAAGGUGUGAAUAUUGAUGAAUCCGAUUCGAAUUUUUAUACGAAAUUCAAUACUGGUUCUGUGUCCAUAUCUUGGCAAAAUGAAAUGAUGGAAACCGAAUGUUUUAGAGAAUUAAACGUUUUUGGUCCCGACGAUAAUCCAACGCCUGAUUUACUUAUCAAUGCCACACCACAACCCGAUACAUCUGGUUGUUUUCCAUUUAGGAGAAAGAAAAAACAACCAGCUAGAACACAACCCAUUCCCAUUCCUGAACAUUUAUUAACUACUAGUCACAGUGUUAGUUCCACAACCGUUGAAAGCUGAUAGAAUAAAAUUUCUGCUGCAAAUAUCAUAUUGACUAAUUGUCGAAACAACUCUUUAACAACAAAAGUUACUUUAAAAAGCACAAAUGAUUGAAAAUGUUUAAACAAAAAAAAGAAACAUUUUCAAAUUUCACACGUAACAAAUAACAUUCAUAAAUACAUCCACAUCAUCAUACUCAUACUCACCUUAUCAAAUUCAUACAAAAAAACAAUUGCAACUUUUAAUUCGAUUGAGAAACGCAAACAAAUACACACAUUAAAACUAAACUAAAUAAAUAAGAAAUCUAAGAUUAAACAAAACCCCCUUGAUGCUAAAGAUUAUGUUAAAAUAUUAAGUAAAAGAAAUAACAAAAACCAAUUGAAGUGAUGUGAAACUACUCAAACGUUUAGAGUAAAUGACGCAACAAUUCAGAAAACUAACCAACCAACACAUUAUAGCCUGCUAAGCUUUCAAAUUGCUCCUUAUGUUAAAGGAGCUUUAAUUAUUAAUUGUAUCUAAACAAGUAAGUAAAUUUUAAUUUAAUUUUUAUUAUAUUAUAAGUUUGUUUUAAUUAUUAAGUACUACAUAUUAUGUUGUAUUGUUUAUUAUUUGUAUAUUAUUAUAUUUUUAAUUACGUGUAUAUUUCGUUAACGUACAACGUGCAACAGAGAUAUUCAACGAAAACUGAGCAGAUUUUUAUUUUACUAAUCUCAGUAAUUGUUGAAAUUAGAUGUGCUUGUAUAAUUUAAUAAUAAUUUAUGUAUAAAUUAUAUAUUUAUGUAGUUUACUAUUUACGAAAUUUAAAAAGACUAUAUUUUUUAAAAGGAAAUAAAAAGAAAUUUUAUUUUUUAUUUAAAAUAAUAACAAUUUUAAGCAUAAAAUGUUAUAUAUAACUGUAUGUAUAACUAAACACCCAAGUAACAAUAUUAAAUAACGCAUAAAUUAUAUACUCUAUUUUUUUUUAUUUGUUUUUGUUCUUUUAGAAAGAAACUAUAAAAAUGAUAUACCUACAUACAUACAUGUAUAUUUUUUAAAUUUAUUUUAUUAUAAAAAUUUGUAGAAAACAGCUAAAAGAAAUAAUGACAACAAAAAUACAAAUCUACAAAUGUGUUCUGAGUUAUUACGUAAAAAAAUCGAAAUAAAGUCGUAAGGUUGUAAUAGAAAAAUUUAACAAAAUUCUUAAGUAGUGUUUUAAAACAUGAAACACGUGUAAAAUUCUUCUCCUCAAUUGAUAACAUCUAUUUUUUUUUAAAUUGUGGUUUUUGUUGUUGUAACGUCUAAAAAUAUACAAUUUUAUAUUCCAUCAAUAAUUAUAUUGAUAUUGUCUCUAUGAAUGUCGUUCAAAGCUGCCGUAUGCGAAUUAUGAUCCAAUGAAUCAUCUCCUCGUAUGCAGCUGUUGCUGACUUGACAAUCUUUGGCCGAGUAAGACUCGGAUAGUUUCGGAGUAAAAAUCCAAUUUUCGUUGGAAUGACGACAAACUUUUCUGUUGUUGUGGCUGAGUUUACAGCACUUAGCCGAGUGAAUUCGGGUUAUUCCGGUACAUCGAAUCGGCUGUCGUGGGAAUUACUCCUUUCUGUUGUUUUUGUUGUUGAAGUUAGAAUGUGAAAAUUCUGAAUUAAUAAUUAUAAUAAACAUAAUAAAAUAGAAAAUGAAUUGUAAAUUGUUAUUAUUAGUCAAAUCUAAAAACAUUCAGGCUAAGUUAUUCCAACAUAGGAAGAAAUAAAGCAUUGACUCAUAGGAAAAUUGGCAAAAUAACUCUGUAAGGACUGAAAAAUUGUCAUCUCGGGGACUAAUUUUCUUCGAAAUCCAUUCUGGAUAUGGCUCGAAUAUGAAAGGCGUACUCAGACUCUGUUUGUAUAUAGACAAGUUUAGCUAUAGUCAAGAAUUCAUCUUUUUACCCAGUCUGGUAGUAUAUUUCCCAAAAUGGGAACAAAGAAAGCAUUUCCGAUGAGAAAAAAAUUGAUAUUAAAUAAAUAAAAUAAAAAAAAAUACCAAAAAGUAAGGAAUUAUAAAUUAAUAUUAAUUAAAAGUGCUGAAUUGCAAUUACAGUUGUCUUGUUGACUAAUUUUAAAUUUAAAUCCUUUAGGGUAUGGAUAUAAAAUGAGGGAAUACUUCAGUAAUUCUGCAAACUUCUGCAUAAAAAAACAAAUAUAAAAACUGUUAAAAUCAAACACCAAAAUAGUAGAUAUUUAAAUUCUUACGGCAGUCCGAACAUAUACAAAACUAUGUUUAAGUCGAAACGAAAUUCUUUAAAUGGAUCGUCAUACUAGUUGUGCUAGUAGAGAUGACUACUGCUAUUGGAAACUAAUUUUGCCUAUUAUUAACAUGAUUUUUAAUAAUGAUGAAAAAGGAAAUUUAAUAAAUUUUUAGCAAGUAAAUGCCAUUUGAAAGCGUUUUCAAAAUGUUAAUUUCAUACAUCCACAAUAAUUUCAAGCGGACAAACAGAAUAGAGUAAAUAUGAAUUUGUUCGUUCAUGAACAACCCAACUCUAGUACAGCGUACUAAAAAUAUUUAACUAUAUAUACGAAUUCAUACAUAACUCGAGUUUCCAAAACAAAUUAAAAUACCGGGUUUCGAUUUAAAAAAAUUAAAACCGAUCGGUAGCAUUUUGUUUUUAUAUUGGGCAAAUUUAUUAUAGAAAUCGAUUCAAUUAAAUUUUUUCAUCGAUUUGAAUUAAGCUCAUCAGAUCAGUGUCUUAUAUAAAACUACAUACUUGUAUCAAAAAAGAAAAUGAUGUCUUCAGAAAAUCAAGGUCUUCACAGUUCCUUUAAUACCAGACUACAAUUAGAAGAAUUUGAUGGAUGAAUCAUCAGAAUUUAAAGUCUGGUUUGAAAGGUACUAACAACAAAAUGACACAUACGCCCAAGUUCUUUUACCCGGCCUAAAUCAAAUAAAGUUUAAUUUAGGAUAACAAUGAAUUUCAAAGAAAUUUAUAUUAAACAAAUAUUACAGAAUAUUUUUGGGCGGCAAUGUAAUAAUUUGAAUAUCUUGCAACCGUUUUUUUUGUGAGAAAUAUAAUUCAGAUUAUGAUGUGAUUUUACAUGGAAAAAUAUAUCUAGCGUCUGAUACUUUAGAAUUUUGUUAAAUAUUUUAUUGAAGCUUUUACAUUGGUAUUUACAAAAUUUUUAAAAUUAAAAAACUUAUAUUUUCCUAAAUAUUUUAAAAAGGAAUUUAAAAUUAAAAUACAAAACUUUGUGCACACACAUAUUAAAUAAAAUUAGUAAGCAAAACCAUACCAUAAAUAAUUACAAAUAAUAAGUAAAACCCCAAACAUAAAGAAAGAAAAUUAACGCAUAAAUUGAAAGGUACUAACUAUAAAUUUAUAUUGUAGUUUAGUAAAGUAAAACAAAAACAUAAAAUUAUAGAAACAUAAGAAAAAUGCAAAAAAAAAAUAAUUUAAAUUCCAUUCAUAUUGAAAACCAAUACAUAUACUAAUUAUUAAAAAAAUUAAAAUAUCUAAAAUAUAAAACAUACAUACAUAAAUCCAAAGCUCAUGAGAUGGAAGGCCUCUUCUAACGCAUUAUCAUACAUACUUAGUAUUCGGUAUACAUUUAUAUUUUUGUUUUGUUUUUAGUUUAACUAAGUGUUAAUUGUUUGUUUUAGCCAUUAUAUUUAUUUUCUUAAUACUCCAUUUUUAUUAAAUAAAAAUUUUGAAAAGAAAAAAAAAAUUAUUUACAAUUUAGUUUGAAGUGCCUACUUAUGUUGCAAUAAUUUUUUAAAUUAACUAUUUUUGUCUCCACUACUAAAAACAAAAUAAAAAUAAACAACAGGAAUAAAAAAACAGAUCUUCAUUUGUUUUAACCGCUUUUUAAUAAUUUGUAAAUUUUACCUUAGUCGAUAAAAUAAAAAUUUUUUGUAUUUUAAAAAUUAAAAAAUAUAUACAUACAUAUAAAAUAUUGAAAAAAACAUUAGUUUAAAUGAAAACAAAGUAAACAAAAAACAAAAUAAUUGUAAUGGUAAUAACGUAAUAAUAAAAAACAUAACAUAAUUAUUUGAAACAACAGUUUA
Molecule: messenger RNA, 9649 nt
Organism: Calliphora vicina (urban bluebottle blowfly)
Lineage: Eukaryota; Metazoa; Arthropoda; Insecta; Diptera; Calliphoridae
Gene: Gprk2
Product: G protein-coupled receptor kinase 2
Exons: 15
Coding region: 3419-5662 (747 amino acids)
Biological process (GO): signal transduction; regulation of signal transduction; protein phosphorylation
Cellular component (GO): cytoplasm
Molecular function (GO): ATP binding; G protein-coupled receptor kinase activity
Source: RefSeq, a predicted model, not a curated record